AUGCCCGAGCACAAGAAAAUCUCUAUAACCCCAUACGGCCCCCUGGGACCGAAAGUCACGCAGUCGGGCAAAACCACCACGAUCGAGACCCCCGCUCGCCUGUAUCCCAGAGCCGAGUUCCAGCCGUUCUCGACACCGGCCCGCGCAGACGCCACCCGCGCAGCCUGCCCCUGCCUCACCAGGACUGUCCCCGCCCCCCCAGAUCUAACCGCGGACCGCCCAGCCCCCAAGCUCGACUGGAACCGCGUGAACGCAAACGUCAACGGCGACAUUGAGCGCCGCUUGCACCCGCGGCCCACCGUUGCGUGGGCGUCAACGUACAACAUCAGCGUUGGGGCGGUCCAUUGCCCUGUUCAUGUGCAGGGCAAGCAGGAUCCGCAGUGGGUGCUUGUCGUGCACCCGUUUGAUACGAACGAGCCCUGCGCGUGGCUGUUUCUCGGCCAGGCCAGUGUCAGGUGGCUUGGGAUGGAGGUGUACAGGGCGAAGACGGGCUUGUUUGAUUGUCGGGAGGCGAGGGGGUGCGGGCAUGAGGAGUGUGAGUUGCUCUAUCAGAAGAGGUACCUUGCUACUUUGUCUGGGGAGGAGAUGCAGUUUAUUGAGAAGCUUGUCUUUGAAAAGUGGUAUCGCGUCCGCGAUCACGGUGUGACGUCGCUUGCCUUUAUUACGGAGGUUGUGGCGCAGUGUACCCGGGAGAGGGCGAUGUUUGGGGAGGAUGUCCGUGACAUUAUAAUGGAGUUGGUGAAGAGGUUUGGGCGUGCGUUUGAUGGGUAA
This is a messenger RNA of Aspergillus mulundensis, 771 nucleotides long. RefSeq lists its product as uncharacterized. NCBI's taxonomy places the organism in Eukaryota, Fungi, Ascomycota, Eurotiomycetes, Eurotiales, Aspergillaceae. The record is from RefSeq and is a predicted model, not a curated record. Bases 1 to 771 code for a protein of 256 amino acids. The transcript has a single exon.